UGUGUAUGUGUGUUGGUGACUGUGAGUACGGGGAAGCAGCGGCCGCCAUUUCAGGGAGCUUGCCGACGCUGGCUGUCGCAGGGUUGGACUCGGAGCUGCCGAAGCCGCCGUCCUGCUCGUCCGCGCGGGCGCCUCUAAUCCCAUUGUUUCUUUUAGAUUCGCUCAGGCCUAGCCGCCUUCGGAGCCCGAUUUUCGGGUGGGGCGGUUCCGCGGCCUCGGCCUAGGGGCUUAAGAGUAGCCACAGCGGCAGCGGCGGCAGCGACAGCAGCAGGCUUUUCCCGAACCGACCACAGGUGUCCGAAAGCCCGCACAGGCGUUUAGAGAAAAUGGCAGACGAUAUUGAUAUUGAAGCAAUGCUUGAGGCUCCUUAUAAGAAGACUUGCCUAACGAUAUCUCACCUCUACUCCCAUGAAUUCACCUUUGAUUCCAGUGUGAACUGUCAAUCAUAAGGUAGUAAUUGAGUGACUUAUCGCUGUACCGUGGUCCCCUAGGUAAAAUGACUCAACUAAGAAUUACCAGCUCCAGUUUGGUAUAGCAAAAAGGUGAAUGUAGUGGUUUGGGAAAAGAGCAGGGGUCCAAGAAUAACAAAGAAUACCAGUCUAUGGCAAGUAAAUCUUUUAAUAAGAUAAGUCUUUCAAGAAGAAAUGGGUGAGAUUUAAAUUUUUAUAUAUAUUAAAAAGACUGGUGAUAGUUAAAACAGGCAGGUGGUGAUCUGCUUCUCAGUUAAUAAUUACUAAAAUUCUUGGAUCCCUGAUAGAAACUUUAACAAAAAGUCAAGAGGCAGUAUCACAGCUUAGAGUCACAUGAUGACUAAUUUACUUACUGUUCUCCAUAUUGUCUUGUUUUUAAUUAGGCCCUGUCAUAGUAUUUCACACAAAAACUACAAAGGAAUUAUUUUAGCUAAGAAUACAUUAUGACCCAUUUCAGUAUCACAGUUAAACUGUCUUUUCAUUCUUUCACCAGUUGGUGGUGAAAAUAGCAGUAUGCAUGCAUUAUCACUGGUGUCAAAAAUUGUAAGCUUUGUAAUUUAGCAGUUAUGCUCCUGUAGAUGAUGUGAUCAAACUUUAAAAUAAACAUUGCACUAAACCUUUUAAAAAUAAUACAUUUGCUUUUGAGUGUAUAGCACGACCAUGUGGUACCUUUUGGAUGAAUUCUGAUAGCUUUAAAAUAGUGUAUGUAGUUUUGUAAUGCUUAGACUCUUGAAGAAAGCUACUUUCUGUUUUAAUGUUUCUUGUCUUAGUUUAACGUGGAUAUACUUCCAUGUAAAACAGGUAUGGAAGUAGGAAUGUUUAGGCUGGACUGGUGGAUUAUUAAUUGACUUUCUUGGGUUCUUGGGAGUCAACAUUACUAAAGCAGUGUGAAUCCCUGUUUGCUUCAGGGCGAGAUGUGUGACAGAGGUGGCAUCAAGCUCUUACAGUCCCAACCCUCCAACGGAAAUGGGCGAAGAUCUCAGGAAUGGCAUCGGUCACAGGAAAUCGAUAGUGGCUGGCUGCUAGCAUGGCCACUUGGGGCUUAGGCAGAAAUAGAGCCAUGGUACUGACGAAAGGGACCAUAGCACAUGGAAUCAAACUCAACCAGGACUUCAUUCAUGUUUUACAGAAAUUAUAUUUAACCACUUCAAUAUCGUAAAUCCGAAUAACAAUGUCUAAACUAUGUAAGAAAGUAAAUUUUAACAUGUUAAUGUGGAGAUUUUUAUUUUUAUUUUUGUAUCUUGAUGACUAAGCAACAAAGUGGUUAAACACAUACCAUCUAAAUUUUUUUAUAGCCUUCCAUGAUAUACUAAAUAAGUAAUUAGUUUUAAAAUUGUUUUGUAUUUUCUUAUUCCUAUUCCCUUUACCCUUUGACAACUUGAAAUGUUACCACUUCGUCCUCAUGAUGUUCUUCUAUCAACCCUGCUUAGGAUGAGAACAAGUUGAGCAGUGCUAACGGCCAUGAAGAACGUAGCAAAAAACAAAGUUUCUGCCUCCUUGGAAAGCUCUACAUCUCCUUGUGAUUGGAGUGUGGGUUUCAAGAUUCCAGAAGGAGGAAAAAGAGCAAGAGCAGAAGUCGUAGUCAUGAACGCAAGAGAAGCAAAAGUAAGGAACGUAAACGAAGUAGAGAUAGAGAAAGGAAAAAAAGCAAAAGCCGAGAAAGGAAGCGAAGUAGAAGUAAAGAAAGGAGACGAAGCCGCUCACGAAGUCGAGAUCGCAGAUUCCGAGGACGCUACAGAAGUCCCUAUAGACGGCGUUCCCGAAGCAAAAGUCCAUUCAGAAAAGACAAGAGCCCUGUGAGGGAACCUAUUGACAAUCUAACUCCUGAAGAAAGAGAUGCAAGGACAGUUUUCUGUAUGCAACUGGCAGCAAGAAUUCGACCAAGGGAUUUGGAAGAGUUUUUCUCUACAGUAGGAAAGGUUCGAGAUGUGAGGAUGAUUUCUGAUAGAAAUUCAAGACGUUCCAAAGGAAUUGCCUAUGUGGAAUUUGUGGAUGUUAGCUCAGUGCCUCUGGCAAUAGGAUUAACUGGCCAACGAGUUUUAGGAGUGCCAAUCAUAGUACAGGCAUCACAGGCUGAGAAAAACAGAGCUGCAGCAAUGGCAAAUAAUUUACAAAAGGGCAGUGCUGGACCUAUGAGGCUUUAUGUGGGGUCAUUACACUUUAACAUAACUGAGGAUAUGCUUCGUGGGAUCUUUGAGCCUUUUGGAAGGAUUGAAAGUAUCCAGCUCAUGAUGGACAGUGAAACAGGUCGAUCUAAAGGAUAUGGUUUUAUUACAUUUUCAGACUCAGAAUGUGCUAAAAAGGCUUUGGAACAACUUAAUGGAUUUGAACUAGCAGGAAGGCCAAUGAAAGUUGGUCAUGUUACUGAACGAACUGAUGCUUCUAGUGCUAGUUCAUUCUUGGAUAGUGAUGAACUGGAAAGGACUGGAAUUGAUUUGGGAACAACUGGUCGCCUCCAAUUAAUGGCAAGACUUGCAGAGGGCACAGGUUUGCAGAUUCCACCAGCAGCACAGCAAGCUUUACAAAUGAGUGGCUCUUUGGCAUUUGGUGCUGUGGCAGAAUUCUCUUUUGUUAUAGAUUUGCAAACACGACUUUCGCAACAGACUGAAGCUUCGGCUUUAGCUGCAGCCGCCUCUGUCCAACCACUUGCAACACAGUGUUUCCAACUCUCUAACAUGUUCAAUCCUCAAACAGAAGAAGAAGUUGGAUGGGAUACAGAGAUCAAAGAUGAUGUGAUUGAAGAAUGUAAUAAACAUGGAGGAGUUAUUCAUAUUUAUGUGGACAAAAAUUCAGCUCAGGGCAAUGUGUAUGUGAAGUGCCCAUCAAUUGCUGCAGCUAUUGCUGCUGUUAAUGCAUUGCAUGGCAGGUGGUUUGCUGGUAAAAUGAUAACGGCAGCAUAUGUACCUCUUCCAACUUACCACAACCUAUUUCCUGAUUCUAUGACAGCAACGCAACUACUGGUUCCAAGUAGACGAUGAAGGAAGAUAUAGUCCCUUAUGUACAUAGCUUUUUUUUUUCUUGAGAAUUCAUCCUGAGUUAUCUUUUAUUUAGAUAAAAAUAAAGAGGCAAGGGUCUACUGUCAUUUGUAUACAAUUCCUGCUACUUUGAAAAAAUAAAAAUGUUAACAGGAAUACAGUGUGCUCAUUCUCCCUAAUUAGCAUAUCCCACUGUAUGCAAAGUUGUUCUCUUGUUCUGCCUUUUAAAAUGUUCAUGUAGAAAAUUACAUUAAGGAUCUAUAGGAAUAGCUCUAGGGGAAACAAAUGUACAUUCUGUCAAGGCAGACAAAUAUGUAAUGUUUUUAUUGUUUUAGGUGUCUUUUUAACAACAGUUACACUUCCCAUUUCACUAAUUUUGAUACUUGGCUCCUGAUUUAUCAAGGUUGUCUGGAAUUCACAUUUAUGUGUAUGGACAUGUAAGAUAGCUAAGCAGCUAUUUGGCUAGUAUCUCAUCUUGCAUAUACUGAUCAUCUGGCACAAGAAAGGGAGAUUUCAAAAUUUUAUUUCUUGAUGGUAACUUUUUAGUUAAAUGCACCUGUAAAAGUUUCUCUGUAAAUACUAUGUGUUCUAGUGUCUUUAAGAUUCCAAACAAAAUGAUAACUGCAUUUCCUGAAGGUAUUUAGUAACAGUCUGUUAAGCAAAGCACUCGAGCAGAAGUGGGAAAUGCAGAAAUAGGUUUUGUCUGGUUGCAUAUAUAUAAUCUUUGCUCUUUUUAAGCUCUGUGAGCUCUGAAAUAUAUUUUUGGGUUACUUCAGUGUGUUUGACAAGACAGCUUGAUAUUUCUAUCAAAUGACUUUCAUAUUGCAACAAUCUUUGUAAGAACCACUCAAAUAAAAUUCUCUUAAAAAGGCCACAAGAAA
Molecule: messenger RNA, 4326 nt
Organism: Perognathus longimembris pacificus (Pacific pocket mouse)
Lineage: Eukaryota; Metazoa; Chordata; Mammalia; Rodentia; Heteromyidae
Gene: Rbm39
Product: RNA binding motif protein 39
Exons: 17
Coding region: 2327-3448 (373 amino acids)
Biological process (GO): mRNA processing
Cellular component (GO): nucleus
Molecular function (GO): RNA binding
Source: RefSeq, a predicted model, not a curated record